GCUUCCCUAAUGUAUGGCUGCAGUUUAGGAGCAGACAUCAGUUUAUUAAAUAACAGCGAGCAGAAUGGUUCGACUUUCAAUAUUGUGUUUGCUUUUGGGGCUCUACAGAGUCCAGUCUCUUUUUUGUGGUGACUUCCCCGAGAAUGAGUGUGUGGAGCGAAACUUAUGUAGGAUUCAAUCUGGCCACGAAGGAUGUUCUGCAGCCGAGACCUGCUGUCCGACAAAGGAUGUGCUACGAUUUCCGGUCCCGGGCGUCCCCGCCUGUGGCUACGCAAACCGUGACAGCCUGACCUUGAACAUCGCCGAGGAGGACACCGCCGAGGCGGAACUGCCUUGGAUGGUGCUACUGCUAGAUGCUCGAAACGACCAAGCGGUCGGCGGUGGCUCCCUGAUCAAACCGGAUGUGGUGCUCUCAGCCACCACCGCGACCAGAAAUCUCCUCGAGAGCCAGCUUAUUGUGCGGGCUGGCGAAUGGGAUCUUAGUUCCGACACCGAGAUGGGAAAACAUGAGGAUGUGGCCAUCAGGAAGAUCGUGCGUCACCCGGACUUUCAAUUGAAUUCAGGAGCCAACAACGUGGCUCUUUUGUUCCUCGAAAGACCACUUCAACGAACCCGACAUAUAAAUCUCAUCUGCCUGCCGUCGCCGAAUCGGCAGUUUACCCGGAAUCGCUGCAUUGUCAGUGGCUGGGAUAAGAAGAACAUCAACGAUGUCAGUCACGCGAGUCUUAUGAAGAAGAUCGAGGUACCGUUGGUGGACAAUUUUACGUGCGAGCAGAAGCUUCGACAGCUCUAUUCGGCAUCCUUCAAUCUUCAUGACAGCCUCAUCUGCGCCGGCGGAGAGACUGGCAAGGAUACGUGCAAGGUCGGCGGGGGAUCCCCACUAGUCUGUUCGCACCAAAGCGAUCCCAAUCGUUACGAGCAAGUCGGCAUCGUGAACUUCGGAGCCGAAUGCGGAGAGGCAAUUCCCACAGUCUACACUGAUGUUUCCAAAAUGCGACCCUGGAUUUUCCAACAGAUCCUUGAGAACUUACUCGGUUCUCAAGAGUAAUGUUAAAUUGGUAACUUAUAUUACUUAUGUUACGUGGCCGCAAUCCGAAUCAGUGAGGUGGCGGUCAUAAAUUGCUUUUGCAAUAAGGAGAACACAAUGAAAUUUGACAAGAUGCCGUAAAUAUGACUAUAAAAGAUGUUUAGAAAAUUUUCCAUCAGAUUCCCGUUACUCAGCUAAACAACUUUCAAAUAAUUAUACCAUCGAGUAGAGGCGGAGUAAUAUAGAUGCUUACAUUUGUAAAUCCUUUUUAAGCAAUUAAAAGCGAAAUAAAAUAAAAUGAAUUUUAAAUUUA
Drosophila subpulchrella is the source of this 1340-nucleotide messenger RNA. Its product is annotated as phenoloxidase-activating factor 2-like. NCBI's taxonomy places the organism in Eukaryota, Metazoa, Arthropoda, Insecta, Diptera, Drosophilidae. The record is from RefSeq and is a predicted model, not a curated record. Gene Ontology annotation, biological process: proteolysis. Gene Ontology annotation, molecular function: serine-type endopeptidase activity. The transcript is spliced from 2 exons. The coding region runs from base 65 to 1048 and encodes 327 amino acids.